AUGCCUGAAAAACAACUACAAACAAUACCUUCUUCGCAACCUGCUGGUUCCUCUUUCUUCAAGGGAAUAAUGGAUUUCUUUGCUGACACCACCAAAAAUGCCCGACAUGAUUUUGGAAAAUUUAAAGAAGGAAUUUCAUUAGGAUUUUUAGUUCAACUACCCGAUCAACAAAAAAGAACCUUUGAAUCUGGAGAGACUAAAUAUUUCACAGACUCUCGAGCAAUUUUGGAUCCUAGAAGGCAUCGAAAAAGUCUACCUAAUUUUCAAAAAACCAAUCGUAAUAUUUACAAACAUAAUCCACUGAAGCAGCGUCAAUCAAAAUCAGGUGCUUUCGAAAUCGAACGGGGGAAAAAAAAUAGAGAAAAAGAUCUUUGGCAUGAAAUCAAAGAAUUAAACCAAAAAGUGGCUUUACUCGAAAAAAUAGUUUCAGAGUUGCGAGCUACAAAUAAUAAUCUAAACAGUAUACAAAAUCAUAACGAAAACUAUAAUGCUCAGUUUAUUCCGUUACCGCCUCCGCCUCCGCCGCCACCACUAACUACAACACAUGGAUCAUCGUUAACCGUGCAAGCUCUUAUUCAUCUUCGAAAUAAUCUAAAAACAAUAAAAAAUCAAGAAAAUAUUAAGACAACAGCGGCUGCAACAAUCGAACCAAAUAAAUGCUAUGUAUCGCCGCAACACCCAUCACAUCCAACCACAGACAUGACUGCACUUUUGGAAGAUUUAAAAAAUGUAAAGCUUCGCAGAACUAAUUUAUUGAGAUCAACGAGUGGGUAUAUUUCAUCAAUUUCCACUCCAAAUUCAGAACAAGACGCUUUAGCGUUAGUUUUAAAGCGUAAAUUUCGACAUAGCAGUGAACCAUCUUUAUCAUCUUCUAUAUCCACCAUUUCAAUUGAUUCUGAAUCUACAUACAAUAACUUCUCGUCGCCAGUAUCCAAAAUAACGUGCCAAUCCGAAAAUAAGGAUAAAGAUUUAGAGAAUCAUCAACAUUUACUAGGCUAUUCGGUGAAACGCCAAAAAACCUAG
This is a messenger RNA of Ambispora gerdemannii, 1023 nucleotides long. NCBI's taxonomy places the organism in Eukaryota, Fungi, Glomeromycota, Glomeromycetes, Archaeosporales, Ambisporaceae. The record is from the annotation of a GenBank genome assembly.